Aspergillus affinis is the source of this 420-nucleotide messenger RNA. RefSeq lists its product as uncharacterized. Bases 1 to 420 code for a protein of 139 amino acids. Gene Ontology annotation, molecular function: oxidoreductase activity, acting on the CH-OH group of donors, NAD or NADP as acceptor. Lineage: Eukaryota; Fungi; Ascomycota; Eurotiomycetes; Eurotiales; Aspergillaceae. The record is from RefSeq and is a predicted model, not a curated record. The transcript has a single exon.
AUGGGACGCUCAAGCAUGGCUCAAGAGCAACUCGACCAUCAUCAGAUUCACGUCGUGGCCUGUGAUAUCACCUCUGCGGCGGCAGCCUUCUUCGGAUCCGGAACUCAGGCCGACCUUCUCUUUGUCAACGAUGGAUAUGCGGCGCUGGAAUCAUUCCACGCCGAGCUGGCCGGGCGCCGCAUCCGAGUCAACGCUGUGUCCCCUGGGUUUGUUCAAACACCGACUAUGGGCGUAGCGAAUGCGUCCGCUGACAAUCGGACGGCUUUUGAAGGCGAGGGGGUCAAGUUGACGCCGCUGGGACGUAUCGGGGACCCUGAGGAAAUUGCCCGUGCUGUCCUCUUCUUAGGCUUUGAAGCCACUUUCACGACGGGCUCACAGGUGGUUCUGGAUGGGAUUUUGUCGUCGCUGCAAGUACAUUGA